AUGGCACUCUCUGCCGUUGUUACCGUUGCACUGCUCACGCACCCAAUAAUAGCCAUCUUCCUCCUACCUUUGGCUGCCGUCCUCGUCUACCGCAUUUCCCCGUUGCAUACUCUCGCCCAUAUACCUGGACCACAUCUCCCACGUCUGUCGUCGCUGUGGCUGGUGCGCCAUGCCUGGGUCGGCGACGAGGCCUCGGCAGUCCACAGACUCCAUCAUCGCUAUGGGUCUGUAGUCCGAACGGGGCCAAUGUCAGUUGAUAUUGCAGACGGUGAUGCUCUACAGGCUAUCUAUGUCGACAAAGGUGGUUUUCGGAAGGCCGCAUUCUAUCGCAAUUUCGAUAUCGACGGUCAUGCAAGUAUCUUCUCUGAGCUGGAGCCCGGAACCCGAGCACCAAGAGCGAAAGCAGUAACUCCUUUGUUCAGCACAAGCAACCUCAGAAAUGGCCGUUCGACCAUCUAUAGCUGUGUUGAUCAGUGGGUGGAACGACUCAAGGAAGCCGCACAUACUGGCAAGCCGGUCAAUGUUCUGGACUUGACACGCGCCUUGGCAGUUGACGCAGUCACUGCCUAUCUGUUUGGAAAGUCUUAUGGCGGCUUAGACGGGCAAAGAGAAGAGAGGAGAGCUGUUGCAGAUGAGGUUCAUGGUGGUCUGUCAGCAGGCGGAAUGGUCAACAGCUUCGUGGCUGUAGGCCGCUACUGGUAUCUACCUCAAAGCGCCUUUGCCUGGCUUGAGUGGGCAGAGUCAAAGAUCUAUCCUGACUGGGAGGUCUUUGCCAGUAUCAACGUUGUGGACAAGUUUGUCGAAGAGGUAGUGGAUCAGAGUAUUGGUGAGAAGGGUGCAGGCUCAACGUAUCAGGCUCGAUUGCUGCAAGCAGGCCUCUCGGAGAGCGAAGUCAAGGCGCAGUGCAAGGAUCUCAUGUUUGCCGGUACAGACUCAACUGGCAUGAACCUCGCGACCAUCGUCUACAUGCUGGCGAAGCAUCCUGACAAAUAUGAGAGGCUGAGGAAAGAGCUGACAGACGCGAAACCGUCUGAGGGCGAAGUUCAAUCACUGCCUUACCUGCGAGGUGUGGUCAAAGAGGGUCUGAGAAUCAGCAUGGCGAACCCAUCGAGACUUCCGCGAGUUGUUCCGCCUGGUGGAUGGAUAUUCAAAGGCACAUUCUUCCCAGCUGGAACAGAGGUGUCCUGCACUCCUUAUGAGCUUCACUUUGACCCGAAUGUCUUCGAGGAUCCAAGAGCAUUCAAGCCGGAGCGUUGGCUUAACGCCACGGAACAGAUGAAUCGAGAUGCCAUUCCGUUUGGUCUGGGCACGCGACAGUGCAUCGCGCGGAACCUGGCGACGAUGGAGCUGUACUGUGCGACGCAGCGCUUGGUGGAGACUGAUGCGUUGAGGGGUGCCCGAUGUUGCAAAGAUCAGAUAGAAAUCUUGGAGUGGUUCAACUCGAGAGUGACCGACGAGAAGAUUGAGGUGGUCUGGGAAAAAUGA
Messenger RNA from Cyphellophora europaea CBS 101466, 1485 nucleotides. RefSeq lists its product as uncharacterized. Gene Ontology annotation, molecular function: monooxygenase activity; iron ion binding; heme binding. The transcript has a single exon. NCBI's taxonomy places the organism in Eukaryota, Fungi, Ascomycota, Eurotiomycetes, Chaetothyriales, Cyphellophoraceae. Bases 1 to 1485 code for a protein of 494 amino acids. The record is from RefSeq and is a predicted model, not a curated record.